AUGCACGUCGUCCCAGCCAGGAUUUUCCAGCACGAUCAAGAUUGGCAGCAGCAAAAGAAGCUCCUAAUUGCAGCGCUUCAAGAAUGCGCUGGCUUACAAGAAGGAAGGCAACUCCACGCACGGAUUUCACAGUGCCACAUCCUUCGCAGGGACCAGCUGCUGCUAAAUCUCCUGAUCAAGAUGUACAGCGACUAUGGCAGGAUGGAUCUGGCUCAAUACAUCUUUAAGGAAAUGCCGCGGAGGAACGUUUUCUCUUGGAACAUCAUGCUCGUAGCAUAUGCCCAGAACGGGCAUCUUGAACAGGCAGAGGUUCUCUUUGACAAGAUGCCGUUAAGGGAUGCCGUGUCAUGGAACUCGAUGAUCCAGGCGCAAGCAAGAGCCGGCAAUGGUGAUCGUGCCUUCCGACUGUUCGUACUGAUGGAUCUCGACGGCGUAAAACCCGAUAGAUUCGCCAUCGCACCAGUGCUAAGCUGCUGCUCGAGCUUGGCGAUGGCGGAUCUCAUGCACGCCGUUGCCCGCGACGGUGGGAGCGACGUGGGCUGCCAACACGUGGCGAACGAGCUGAUGAAGAUGUAUGGUCGGCUCGGCAGACCUCGCCAAGCCCAAGAGAUCUUCGAUGCUCUCCGGGACGAUGCCAGGGAUGUGGUGGCCGCCGCGACGAUGAUCACGGCGCUCGCCGACAAUGGCAAUCUACCACUAGCUCUAAAUCUCUUCCAUGGCACUCCCCAUAGAAACACUACGAUCUGGAACGCGAUCGUCUCGGCAUGCAAUCGCAAUGGAAGAUCCAAGCAUGCGAUUCUACUGCUGUGCGCCAUGGAUCUGGAAGGCGAUACUUCUUCCGCCGAUGCCAUCACCUUCGUGAGCGCGAUCGAGGCGUGCUCGAGUUUGGAGGAGGUAAAGAGUGUGUAUGAGAGCGCCGUCCAGGGAGGCAACGACGCAUUUCAAGCCAUGGAAGUGAAAACAGCGCUGGUGGAUUGCUAUGGCAAACACAGUGGAGUGUUAGAAGCACGAAUUAUCUUUGAUAGCAUUGAUAAUAGGGAUGUAGUUGCCUGGACGGCAAUGAUAACCACAUAUGCUCGCAAUGGGCAUCGUAAUUCGGCUUUGCAAAUCUUCCAGAGAAUGCAGCAUGAAGGAGUGGAACCCAAUACAGUGACUUUGAGCAGCGUUUUUCAUGCCUGCGCUGCCGCUGCAAGCCUCUCAGACACAAGGAAGAUCCACAGCUCCAUUUCCGGGCUCUCGAUCGAGCUUGACACUGUUGUGUCCAAUUCGCUCAUGGACGCGUACCGGAGCUGUGGAGCGCUCCAGAGUGUUGCGGGUGUUUUCAAGCAAAUGCCUGUGAGGAAUGUUGUCUCAUGGAGCUCCAUGGUUGCGGGAUAUGCCCAGUGUGGGUAUAGCAGCGAGAGUCUGGCCGUGUUCCAAGAAAUGGACUUGGAAGGCAUGGCACCGAACGAGGUAACUUUUGUGAGUAUCAUCUCAGCGUGUAGUCACGGGGGACUGCUGGAAGAUGGCAGGCUCUACUUCGUGAGGAUGUUCCAGGACUAUGGGAUUCAGCCAGGGAUGGAUCAUUUUGCGUGCUUGGCGGAUUUGCUUGGAAGGACAGGAAAGGUGGAGGAAGCCAAGGAAAUAGCUGCGUCUCACUCCUUGGAUUUAAGUGACUUGAGGAUCAUCCAGCACUCUUGA
This is a messenger RNA of Selaginella moellendorffii, 1680 nucleotides long. Its product is annotated as pentatricopeptide repeat-containing protein At4g02750-like. Gene Ontology annotation, molecular function: RNA binding; protein binding. Gene Ontology annotation, biological process: RNA modification. The transcript has a single exon. The record is from RefSeq and is a predicted model, not a curated record. The coding region runs from base 1 to 1680 and encodes 559 amino acids. NCBI's taxonomy places the organism in Eukaryota, Viridiplantae, Streptophyta, Lycopodiopsida, Selaginellales, Selaginellaceae. Gene Ontology annotation, cellular component: intracellular membrane-bounded organelle.